This is a messenger RNA of Xiphophorus maculatus (southern platyfish), 1542 nucleotides long. RefSeq names its product ADP-ribosylation factor-like protein 8B-A (gene arl8ba). Lineage: Eukaryota; Metazoa; Chordata; Actinopteri; Cyprinodontiformes; Poeciliidae. Gene Ontology annotation, biological process: anterograde axonal transport; protein transport. Gene Ontology annotation, cellular component: lysosomal membrane. The record is from RefSeq and is a predicted model, not a curated record. The transcript has 7 exons. Gene Ontology annotation, molecular function: GTPase activity; GTP binding. The coding region runs from base 128 to 688 and encodes 186 amino acids.
GACUGACUGAUCAUAUGAUCACUGCCUGUGUGUCCCAGUUCCCUCUGUUGCUGCUGGAAAACGCCACAUCUGACAGGGAGGGAGAGAAAGAAAACCACCACAGGGGAGCGUGAUCGGCGACAUCAAGAUGCUGGCGCUAAUAAAUCGGCUUUUGGACUGGUUCAGGUCCCUGUUUUGGAAGGAAGAGAUGGAGCUGACACUGGUCGGCCUGCAGUACUCUGGAAAAACAACAUUUGUAAACGUGAUCGCUUCUGGUCAUUUCAGUGAAGACAUGAUCCCUACAGUCGGCUUCAACAUGAGGAAAGUCACUAAAGGAAACGUCACCAUCAAGAUCUGGGACAUAGGAGGGCAGCCCAGGUUCAGGAGCAUGUGGGAGAGAUACUGUCGGGGAGUUAAUGCUAUUGUGUACAUGGUUGACGCUGCAGAUCGAGAAAAGGUGGAGGCCUCCAGGAAUGAGCUUCAUAACUUAUUAGACAAACCUCAGUUGCAAGGAAUUCCUGUUUUGGUUCUUGGCAACAAAAGGGAUCUCCCCAACGCUUUAGAUGAAAAGCAGCUCAUUGAGAAAAUGAACCUUGCAGCUAUUCAGGACAGAGAGAUAUGCUGCUACUCCAUUUCCUGCAAAGAGAAAGACAACAUUGAUAUCACACUUCAAUGGCUCAUCCAGCACUCAAAGUCUCGCAGGAGCUGAAUACUGCAUUUAUUUUCUCUUCUGUAUUUGCCAUGUUGCUGUCAUGUCACACUCUCACUACCGCGCAAUGAUGUACAGCUGCAUUUUCACUUUAUGUACUGCCCUGUUAUGCUUGCUUCUUACCUUUUUUACCCCAGUGAUUCUUUCACAAACUCAUAAUGCACUACUUAAACUUCUGAUUCGAGGUUUAGAGAAGGAAAUUAACAUAAUACAUCAGGUUAAACUGUAAUUUACAGAGAAAAAGGAAACAGAUUUUUCAGUUACCUUUUCUCUCGCAAGCAUUAUCCAGGGGAUAGCUACCGAUAGUGGGUAUAAUAAUGCACACCCUCAGAGAAAGGUGUUUAUUUUGUCCACCAGACCUCACACAAUGGGAAAUGUUCUUCACAGGCGGGUAUUAUGCCAGGAUGUGGCUGAUUUGGACCUCAUUUCUAUUAUGCUCUGUUCCUGUGAAUGUCCUCGAUGACUGUCACUCUUCGCUUGGAUCAGUGCACGUCUUUUCCUUUUAGAAAAUUCUGCAUUCUUUGCAUUCAAUUUGAGCAGAUCUGUACAAAUAUCUUGCUAGUAUGAUUUUUACCAAUGUGGGAUGUGUGUAUGAAUAUAUGAUUCUAUUUAAAGUCUGAAUGUACCAAAAGUAAAGCUGUACAGGCUCGUGUGGUUCAUGUUGGCCUCGGUGUAUAGCCUGAUGAUGUCUUCUGUGCUGCUGAGAGAGUGGCAGAAAUUAAAGUGCCUUGUGCAGCGUCUCUCUCUCUCUCCUCUGAACAAAGCAGCAUGUAAGGUGGGCCUACCUUCGUAGAGCCACAAACGACUUCACCUCAAUGUGUUAGAAAAUAAAAUGGCAUGCUUUUUAAUUUAAA